CCUAUGGGGUCCCUACGGGCUCUCUAUGGGGUCCGUAUGGGGUCGUUAUGGGGUCGUUAUGGGGUCCGUACGCCGCCCCACGUUCCCCUCUCAUUGUGCCCCAUAGGCAGGCCCGCCCCCCGGUGCCGUUCCGCGAGUCCUACCUGUCCCCCCUGCAAUCCGUGAAGCCUCGCAUCGACUCCGGGCAGCGGCUGCCGCGCGACAAGCUGAGCCCGCCCACCCCCAGCAUCUACCUGGAGAGCAAGCGCGACGCCUUCUCGCCCGUCCUGCUGCAGUUCUGCACCGACCCCAAAAACCCCAUCACCGUCAUCAGGGGGCUGGCGGGAUCACUCAGACUCAGUGAGACGGGGUUGUGGGGUCGUGGGGUUGUGGGGUC
Molecule: messenger RNA, 376 nt
Organism: Phasianus colchicus (ring-necked pheasant)
Lineage: Eukaryota; Metazoa; Chordata; Aves; Galliformes; Phasianidae
Source: RefSeq, a predicted model, not a curated record